GGGAUGGUUUACUCAGCCAGAGUACAUUAAGAAGAAACUGGAGCAGGAAAUGAUCUUGUCACAAGCCUUUGGGAGAGACUUGGGUAAGGGAACCAUGCACUGCGGCCUGGUUAUAGUGGGACACUCCCUUGGUGCUGGUACUGCAGCCAUCCUUUCCUUCCUGCUCCGCCCCCUGUACCCCACACUGCAGUGCUACUCCUACUCUCCACCAGGUGGCCUUCUGAGUGAGGAUGCCAUGGGGUACUCCAAAGAGUUUGUCACCUCUGUCGUUUUGGGAAAGGACCUUGUCCCAAGGUAUGAUUUGGUCUCUCUCAGCUGGAUGGGGUUUGCGCGCCACCUGCUGGAAGUUUUACAGAAGAGCGACAAGCCAAAGUGGAGGAUCAUUGCAGGGGGCACUAAGUGCAUUCUACCCCAGGCCGACACCCGUGCCCCCAGCACCCGUCUCUGGCUGCACCCCAGUGAUCUCAGCAUCGCCCUGUCAGCCUCCACCCCCCUCUACCCCCCGGGCAAGGUCAUCCACGUGGUCCACAACCACCCCUUAGAGUCUGUGUGUAGCUGUGGACAGGAGGAGCCCACCUACUCAGCUCUCUGGGGGGAUAACAAGUCUUUCAACGAGGUUAUCAUCUCCCCUGCCAUGCUAAAUGAGCACAUGCCUCACAUGGUGAUGGAGGGACUCAACAAGGUGCUGGAGAACUAUAACAAAGGGAAGACGGCCCUGCUGUCGGCUGCUAAGGUAAUGGUGAGCCCAACCGAGGUGGACCUGAACCCAGAGACCAUCUUCAUGGCAGCCGCCCCCCCUCCUGCCUCCCAGCAGCCCACCCCAACCACCAAACACCGCAGGAACAGCAGCGUUCGUUCCUGUGCUCGCUCUGAGAUAUCACUGGAUGGCUUUGCGGAGUGCCCCCCUCCCCCAGUGCCAGUGGUUCUGCGGGGGGCCAGGGAGCGCCUUACUGUGGAGCUGAGGGACCGCCACGCCCCCCUGGCCGUGAUGGAGAGCCUGUCAGACGCUGAGUCCCUCUACAGCCUGGACUCCCGACGCUCCUCAGCUGCACUCAGGGGCUCGCCCAUGCUGGGGUGCCUCCCCUUCCAAAUGAAUGCACCCAUCCCUGAGGAGAACCCCUCUCUCAGCUCCCGCACUGAGCUGCUGGCUGCCGACUGCCUCUACCAGGCCACCCCAGAGCACGAGCUGGGAGAGGCAGGACCUUACUUCACUCCUCUGGGGUCCGGCUCCACCCCAGACUACCCCAUGCGCCUCUCCCCUUCCACUCCGCACUACAGCGGCUACCACUCCCCAGCACCACUGGCCCAGAGUGUUAUAGGUCAGCCUUUCACACAAAAAGAGCCUUGUGCCGCCCCAUGCCAUCAAAUGCCUGGCGUUUACAGCCCGGGCAGCACCCCUAAUGCUCCCCUCAGCCCACAGAUCAGCCAUGGGGAGGAGGAGGGAGUAGAGGGAGAAGGAUGGGAAACCGAGACAGGAGAGUCACAGCCCUCCUCCUCCACUCCUCCAGCCCAGCUGUCCAACGGCAACCCUAGUCAGGCAGUGCUGGAGUUUGCACAGUACCUGGACUCUCUCUUCAGGCUGGAUGGCAGUGGCUCACCGCCUCUGGAGUUGUCUGACGGGGAGUCUGAGUCCGGUCGGGGGUCGAUGGUCAGGAGAGGGUCCAGGGGAAGAACAGAGGGGGACGAAACACAGCUUCUGGCUCGGGCCACAAUGGAGCCUAACCUGGUCCCCAAGCCCCCCCGUACCUUUGCUGGAUCUGCUGACCCUUCCUCUGGCAUCUCCCUCUCACCCUCAUUCCCUCUUUCUUCCUCUGGUGAGCUCAAUGACCUCUCUCCCGCCGACGGAGCACCUCCUCCCACGCACUCACUACGAACCUCCACUCCCUGUCCCCACCCUGAAGAAAACUCACUGGCGUCUAUGGUAUAGUGGCCCACUCAGUCUCUCCAUGACUCUUUCUCUCUCCUCUUUCCUUAUUUUGUUGCUGCAUCUAUCUGAUAUUAAAGUAUCACUGAACAUGCAUGCGAUGGAAUGCAAUCUGCUAUGCUGUUACAGUACCUUACAAAGACAUGACAUGGCAGACCAUAAUGAAUAAGACUGAGAUUAAAAACUCUUGUUCCAUUUUCAGGUGUCAAAAGCUGUGUAUAGCAUUUUCACUACUAUUGUAAUAAUACAUUUGAAUCUCUGUCUGCAUGCCAGGGGCCUGUGCUGCUUUGGGGUGAAUAGCCUCACCACUGACUGUCAUUCCAACACACACUAUCUCACUCACAUCAACACAUGGUAGCAUUACAGCCAUGCAGUGACGUGACUUUAUCAAAUGGGAGACAACUGAACAGGGAUGAGGAGGAGUUAGACACUAGGUAGGGCUUGCAUUGGCACAUAACCACAAUUAACUUACCCUCCUCCCUUAUCAGCUCCUAAAGCUUAUUCAUCUUUAAUAUCAGGAAAGUAAAAAAAAAAGAGACAGAUGCUGAACAAUAGAGAGGAAAGAGAGAGAGAAGACGUUAUGGUUUGUUUCUCAGGUCUAUCAGGAAAUGACAGUGUGGAAGAGAAGGAGUGUAGAUCAUAGAGAAUUAAUGUGUCUUAAAACAGUGAUUGUGACAUGUUAAGAAUGUGGUUUUUGGUCUUUGGUUGUCUUUUAUAGCAUGAGAAAGGUAGUAUCCAUUUUUUUUUACAGAAAUCACUCGUCAGUCAGCAACUCUUACUAACAUGCCGACCAUCUAACACACAUCAAAAUGCACAAUUUGCCCCCUUUUUGCCAAAUAAUGUAUUGCCAAAUGUAUUUAUAAGAUGUGAUAUUGUUUCUGUUUGUGAAAUACUGCAAAAUGUACACUCACACAAAAAAAAGAUACAGGUUUCAAGUUUAACUCAGAGAGGAAGAAGAUACAUUUUGGUAUCGCUCCCUUUAAAAGCCAAUCAGUCUAUUCCCGUUCAAACUGUGUUAAAACGCCCUGAAGAGAAUGAGGAAGCUAUCCCUACAAUACUGCCAUGGCACAUAUCUCCCACAACAUGUCUCUCUCCAACUGUUUGUACCAAGCCAAUUAUGCUAUUAAAAAAACCAUGAUAUGCACUGUAGGAGAUCAUUCCUCUUAAAGGGGUCUUGCUGAGGUACACAAUUAUGUCAAUGACUUCUAAGUCUUUGUUUCCCUUUAAACUGGUUAAUCUCAAGCAUAUUGGGGUUGAACUGGAUGGGUUGUAGUGCCCACUUUCACUACAUUUUACUAAAAUAUGUGGCAAACAUAUUUUAAUAUCAGUUGGGUUGUAUUGGUUGGAUCAAACAUACUACAUUAUUUAUUACUGUUUCUUACUAUUAUUGCUAUUAUUGAUGGUAUUAUUAUCCUUAUUAUUACUCUUGUAACAGUUUGGUUUGCUUUCAAUGAGUUCGCUUUCAGUUGUUGGGAAAGUCUGAUUAAUUUCAGCCGACUCUCUCAAAAUAAGGGAAUAUCUCUGUGGGAAAAUAUCUCUGUCCAAGUGAAAAAGUAAUGGGUGUCAACAUCACAGGAGGUUGGUGGCACCUUAAUUGGGGAGGACGGGCUCGUGGUAAUGGUUGGAGCGGAAUUAGUGGA
Messenger RNA from Coregonus clupeaformis (lake whitefish), 3564 nucleotides. Its product is annotated as diacylglycerol lipase-alpha-like. Gene Ontology annotation, biological process: lipid metabolic process. Gene Ontology annotation, cellular component: dendrite membrane; postsynaptic membrane. The transcript has 9 exons. NCBI's taxonomy places the organism in Eukaryota, Metazoa, Chordata, Actinopteri, Salmoniformes, Salmonidae. The record is from RefSeq and is a predicted model, not a curated record. The annotation marks the transcript as partial.